CUGAAAGGUGACACUGAGGGCUGGGUUCCCUCAGUCACCCUGUGGGUGCCUGUCGGAGCCGCACGAGAAUGGAGCCGAUGGCCAUGUCCGCAGUGAUGAUUUUCUGAAUGACCCUGCUUCUUUUCCUAUCUUGUCUGAUUUUCUCCUGUCUGACCUUUUCCUGGUUGAAAAUCUGGGGGAAAAUGAUGGACUCCAAGCUGGUCACCAAGAGUAAAUCGGAAGCGAGCUUCAUCCCAAGCCAGGAGCCCUUUCCAGCCUCAGACAGCUCAGGGGAGCCACCACAGGAGAAUGGCGACAGCAGCUCUCUGCUAAAGACUUCUAACCAGGCUGAGCCAGCCUCCCACAAAGGUCCGAAAGAUGCCUGUCAGCAAAGCAUGUCCCAGCCACCCUCACACCAGAAUCCCCCAAGAAACCCCCUUUCCUCUAAUGACACCUCCCCAGCCAAUGGGACAGGGACUGAAGGACUGGAGGCCCCAGAUACCAACGGCCUGUCCUCGCCAGCCAGGCCCCAGGGCCAGCAAGCCAGAACCCUCUCCAAGGAAGAGGAGAAGCAGGCACACAUCAAGAGGCAGCUAAUGACCAACUUCAUCCUGGGCUCCUUUGAUGACAACUCCUCUGAUGAGGACCCUGGCACUGGCUUGUUCCGAGAGUCUUCCCGGAAGGGCAGCCGGGCCAGCCUGGGCGCCCUGUCCCUGGAGGCUGCUCUGACUGCAGGCGAGCCUGAGACCCUCAUCCCUAUUAUAAGGACCAGCAUGUCAGGACUCUACCUGGUGAAGAGGGGCCGAGAACACAGGAAGCUGGACCUGCACAGAGACUUCACCGUGGCUUCCCCGGCCGAGUUUGUCACGCGCUUCGGGGGGGAUCGGGUCAUUGAGAAGGUGCUCAUCGCCAACAAUGGCAUCGCCGCCGUGAAGUGCAUGCGUUCCAUCCGCAGGUGGGCCUACGAGAUGUUCCGCAACGAGAGAGCCAUCCGGUUUGUAGUCAUGGUGACCCCAGAGGACCUGAAGGCCAACGCAGAGUACAUCAAGAUGGCAGAUCAGUACGUCCCCGUCCCAGGAGGGCCCAACAACAACAAUUACGCCAACGUGGAGCUGAUCGUGGACAUUGCCAAGAGAAUCCCUGUGCAGGCGGUGUGGGCUGGCUGGGGCCAUGCUUCCGAAAACCCCAAACUUCCAGAGCUCCUGCGCAAGCACGGGAUUGCUUUCUUAGGCCCUCCCAGUGAGGCCAUGUGGGCCCUGGGAGAUAAGAUCGCCUCCACCAUCGUGGCCCAGACGCUGCAGAUUCCAACGCUGCCCUGGAGUGGAAGUGGUCUGACGGUGGAGUGGGCGGAAGACGAUCUGCAGCAGGGGAAAAGAAUCAGUGUCCCAGAAGACGUUUACGACCAGGGUUGCGUGAAAGACGUAGACGAGGGCUUGGAGGCGGCAGAAAAAAUUGGUUUUCCGUUGAUGAUCAAAGCUUCUGAAGGUGGCGGAGGCAAAGGAAUCCGGAAGGCGGAGAGUGCCAAGGACUUCCCAAUCCUUUUCAGACAGGUGCAGAGCGAGAUCCCAGGCUCCCCGGUCUUUCUCAUGAAGCUGGCCCAGCACGCCCGCCACCUGGAGGUCCAGAUCCUCGCUGACCAAUACGGGAAUGCUGUGUCUCUGUUUGGGCGAGACUGCUCCAUCCAGCGGAGGCAUCAGAAGAUCAUCGAGGAGGCGCCAGCCACCAUCGCCACACCUGCCGUGUUCGAGUUCAUGGAGCAGUGUGCCGUCCGCCUGGCCAAGACCGUGGGCUACGUGAGCGCAGGGACGGUUGAAUACCUCUACAGCCAGGAUGGCAGCUUCCACUUCUUGGAGCUGAAUCCCCGCCUGCAGGUGGAACACCCCUGCACAGAGAUGAUCGCCGAUGUCAACCUGCCGGCUGCCCAGCUACAGAUCGCCAUGGGCGUGCCGCUGCACCGGCUGAAGGACAUCCGGCUUCUGUACGGAGAGUCACCAUGGGGGGUGACACCCAUUUUUUCUGGCUAUGAUUGGGGUUCUUGGGUUUUCCUAGGAUUUAAUUCUGAUGCAAAUAUAUCUGGAGUAAUGCUUUCUUCCAUUUUGCUUUUUCUGUCUGGGUUCCAGGGGUUUAAGCCGAGCUCUGGAACGGUCCAGGAACUGAACUUCCGCAGCAGCAGGAAUGUGUGGGGUUAUUUCAGCGUGGCUGCGACCGGUGGCUUACACGAGUUUGCUGAUUCCCAGUUUGGGCACUGCUUCUCCUGGGGAGAGAACCGGGAAGAGGCCAUUUCGAACAUGGUGGUGGCUUUGAAGGAACUGUCCAUCCGGGGUGACUUCAGGACCACCGUGGAAUAUCUCAUUAACCUCCUGGAGACUGAGAGCUUCCAGAACAAUGACAUUGACACUGGGUGGUUGGAUCACCUCAUCGCUGAGAAAGUGCAGGCCGAGAAGCCGGAUAUCAUGCUGGGGGUGGUGUGUGGAGCCUUGAACGUGGCUGACGGGAUGUUCAGAACAUGCAUGACGGAUUUCUUACACUCGCUGGAAAGGGGCCAGGUCCUCCCCGCCGAUUCCCUGCUGAAUACCGUGGAUGUGGAAUUAAUUUAUGGAGGCGUUAAGUACGUGCUCAAGGUGGCCCGGCAGUCUCUGACCAUGUUCGUCCUCAUCAUGAACGGCUGUCACAUCGAGAUCGACGCCCACCGGCUGAAUGAUGGUGGGCUGCUGUUGUCCUACAGUGGUAACAGCUACACCACCUACAUGAAAGAGGAGAUCGACAGUUACCGAGUUACCAUCGGCAACAAGACGUGUGUGUUUGAGAAGGAGAAUGAUCCCACGGUCCUGAGAUCCCCCUCGGCUGGGAAGCUGAUGCAGUACACGGUGGAGGAUGGGGGCCACGUUGAGGCUGGAAGCAGCUACGCUGAGAUGGAGGUGAUGAAGAUGAUCAUGACCCUGAACGUGCAGGAAAGCGGCCGGGUGAGGUACAUCAAGCGCCCGGGGGCCGUGCUGGAAGCGGGCUGCGUGGUGGCCCGGCUGGAGCUCGAUGACCCUUCUAAAGUGCACCCGGCCGAGCCGUUCACGGGAGAGCUCCCCCCCCAGCAAACCCUGCCCAUCCUCGGAGAGAAGCUGCACCAGGUUUUCCACAACGUUCUGGAAAACCUGACCAACGUCAUGAGUGGCUACUGUCUGCCAGAGCCGAUUUUUAGCAUAAAGCUGAAGGAGUGGGUGCAGAAGCUCAUGAUGACCCUCCGGCACCCAUCGCUGCCGCUGCUGGAGCUGCAGGAGAUCAUGACCAGCGUGUCGGGCCGCAUCCCGCCGCCCGUGGAGAAGUCGGUCCGCAGGGUGAUGGCCCAGUACGCCAGCAACAUCACCUCGGUGCUGUGCCAGUUCCCCAGCCAACAGAUAGCCACCAUCCUGGACUGCCAUGCGGCCACCCUGCAGCGGAAGGCCGACCGGGAGGUCUUUUUCAUGAACACCCAGAGCAUCGUGCAGCUGAUCCAGAGAUACCGCAGCGGGACCCGCGGCUAUAUGAAGGCGGUGGUGUUGGAUCUCCUGCGAAGAUACUUACACGUCGAGCACCAUUUCCAACAAGCCCACUACGACAAGUGUGUGAUAAACCUCCGGGAGCAGCUGAAGCCAGACAUGGCCCAGGUGCUGGACUGCAUCUUCUCCCACGCGCAGGUGGCCAAGAAGAACCAGCUGGUGAUCAUGUUGAUCGACGAGCUCUGUGGCCCAGACCCUUCCCUGUCGGAGGAGCUGACCUCCAUCCUCAAUGAGCUCACCCAGCUGAGCAAAAGCGAGCACUGCAAAGUGGCCCUCAGAGCCAGACAGGUCCUGAUUGCCUCCCACCUUCCCUCCUACGAGCUCAGGCACAACCAGGUGGAGUCCAUUUUCCUGUCUGCCAUCGACAUGUACGGCCACCAGUUCUGCCCAGAAAACCUCAAGAAAUUAAUACUUUCGGAAACAACCAUAUUUGACGUCCUGCCCACUUUCUUCUAUCAUGCCAACAAAAUCGUUUGCAUGGCGUCCUUGGAGGUUUAUGUGCGGAGGGCCUACAUCGCCUAUGAGUUAAACAGCCUGCAGCACCGGCAGCUCCCAGACGGCACCUGUGUGGUGGAAUUCCAGUUCAUGCUGCCCUCCUCCCACCCAAACCGGAUGGCUGCGCCCAUCAGUGUCACCAACCCCGACUUGCUGAGGCACAGCACCGAGCUCUUCAUGGACAGUGGCUUUUCCCCGCUGUGCCAGCGGAUGGGGGCCAUGGUCGCCUUCAGGAGAUUCGAGGAUUUCACCAGGAACUUUGAUGGAGUCGUCUCCUGCUUCGCCAACGUGCCCAAGGACGCGCCCCCCUUCAGCAAGGUGCACACUUCCCUGUACUCCGAGGAUGACAGCAAGAGCCACAGAGAAGAGCCAAUCCACAUCCUGAACGUGGCCCUGCAGUGCGCAGACCAUCUCGAGGAUGAGGAGCUGGUGCCGAUUUUCCGGACGUUCGUGCAGUCCCGGAAAAACAUCCUGGUAGAUUAUGGCCUCCGAAGAAUCACGUUCCUGAUUGCCCAGCAGAAAGAAUUUCCCAAGUUUUUCACUUUCAGAGCAAGAGAUGAGUUUGCGGAAGAUCGCAUUUACCGUCACCUGGAGCCCGCCCUGGCCUUCCAGCUGGAGCUCAGCCGGAUGCGCAACUUCGAUCUGACCGCCGUGCCCUGCGCCAACCACAAGAUGCACCUGUACCUGGGUGCUGCUAAGGUGAAGGAGGGUGCCGAGGUGACGGACCACAGGUUCUUCAUCCGCGCCAUCAUCAGGCACUCGGACCUGAUUACAAAGGAAGCGUCCUUCGAGUACCUACAGAAUGAGGGUGAGCGGCUGCUCCUGGAGGCCAUGGACGAGCUGGAGGUGGCGUUCAACAACACCAGCGUGCGCACCGACUGCAACCACAUCUUCCUCAACUUCGUGCCCACCGUCAUCAUGGACCCCUUCAAGAUCGAGGAGUCGGUGCGCUCCAUGGUCAUGCGCUAUGGCAGCCGGCUCUGGAAACUCCGCGUGCUACAGGCUGAGGUGAAGAUCAACAUCCGCCAGACCACCGCCGACAGUGCUGCUCCCAUCCGCCUGUUCAUCACCAACGAGUCAGGCUACUACCUGGAUAUCAGCCUCUACAGAGAAGUCACUGACUCCAGAUCUGGAAACAUCAUGUUUCACUCCUUUGGCAACAAACAAGGGCCCCAGCACGGGAUGCUGAUCAACACUCCCUACGUCACCAAGGAUCUGCUUCAGGCCAAGCGGUUCCAGGCCCAGUCCCUGGGAACCACCUACGUGUACGACUUCCCGGAAAUGUUCAGGCAGGCUCUCUUUAAACUGUGGGGGUCCCCAGACAAGUACCCCAAAGACAUCCUGACAUACACUGAGCUAGUGCUGGACCCUCAGGGCCAGCUAGUGGAGAUGAACCGACUUCCUGGUGGAAACGAGGUGGGCAUGGUGGCCUUCAAAAUGAGGUUUAAGACCCAAGAGUAUCCCGAAGGGCGGGAUGUGAUUGUCAUCAGCAACGACAUUACCUUCCGCAUCGGAUCCUUUGGCCUGGGAGAAGACUUGCUGUACCUGCGGGCGUCCGAGCUGGCCCGGGCAGAGGGCAUCCCCAAAAUCUACCUCGCAGCCAACAGCGGGGCCCGCAUCGGCCUUGCAGAGGAGAUCAAACACAUGUUCCAGGUGGCUUGGGUGGACCCCGAAGACCCCCACAGAGGAUUCAAAUACCUGUACCUGACCCCACAAGACUACACCAGAAUCAGCUCCCUGAACUCCGUCCAUUGUAAACACAUCGAGGAAGACGGAGAAUCCAGGUAUGUCAUCACAGAUAUCAUUGGGAAGGACGAUGGCCUGGGCGUGGAGAAUCUGAGAGGCUCAGGCAUGAUUGCUGGGGAGUCCUCCCUGGCUUAUGAAGAGAUCGUCACCAUCAGCUUGGUGACCUGCCGAGCCCUUGGAAUCGGGGCCUACUUGGUGAGGCUGGGCCAGCGAGUGAUCCAGGUGGAGAACUCCCACAUCAUCCUGACAGGGGCAGGUGCUCUCAACAAGGUCCUGGGCAGAGAGGUUUACACGUCCAACAACCAGCUGGGUGGCGUGCAGAUCAUGCAUUACAAUGGCGUCUCCCACAGCACCGUGCCAGACGACUUCGAGGGCGUUUAUACCAUCCUGGAAUGGCUGUCCUAUAUGCCAAAGGAUAACCGCAGCCCCGUCCCUAUCAUCACACCCACUGACCCCAUUGACAGAGAGAUCGAAUUCCUCCCAUCCAGAGCACCCUACAACCCCCGGUGGAUGCUUGCAGGAAGGCCUCACCCCUCUCUGAAGGGAUCCUGGCAGAGUGGAUUCUUCGACCAGGGCAGUUUCAAGGAAAUCAUGGCGCCCUGGGCCCAGACUGUGGUGACGGGAAGAGCAAGGCUGGGGGGCAUCCCUGUCGGAGUGAUCGCUGUGGAGACGCGGAUGGUGGAGGUGGUGGUGCCUGCAGACCCUGCCAACCUGGAUUCCGAGGCCAAGAUAAUCCAGCAGGCGGGCCAGGUGUGGUUCCCAGACUCGGCCUACAAGACGGCCCAGGCCAUCAAGGAUUUCAACCAGGAGAAGUUGCCCCUGAUGAUCUUUGCCAACUGGAGGGGAUUCUCGGGUGGCAUGAAAGACAUGUACGACCAGGUGCUGAAGUUCGGAGCCUACAUCGUGGAUGGCCUCAGGCAGUACAGACAGCCCGUCCUGAUCUACAUCCCGCCCUACGCGGAGCUGCGGGGAGGCUCCUGGGUGGUCCUGGACUCCACCAUCAACCCUCUGUGCAUAGAAAUGUACGCGGACAAAGAGAGUAGGGGGGGUGUUCUGGAGCCGGAGGGAACAGUGGAGAUUAAGUUCCGAAAGAAAGAUCUGAUAAAGGCCAUGAGAAGGAUCGACCCAGCUUACAGGAAGCUCGUGGAACAGCUAGGAGUGUCCGAGCUCUCCGACGAGGACCGCGAGGACCUGGAGGGCAGGCUGAAGGCCCGGGAGGACCUGCUGCUGCCCAUCUACCACCAGGUGGCAGCGCAGUUUGCCGACCUCCACGACACGCCCGGCAGGAUGCUGGAGAAGGGUGUCAUCUCUGACGUCCUGGAGUGGAAGAGUGCGCGCACCUUCCUGUACUGGCGUCUGCGCCGCCUCCUGCUGGAGGACCAGGUCAAGCAGGAGAUCCUGCGCGCCAGCAGUGAGCUGAGCCACGUGCACAUCCAGUCCAUGCUGCGCCGCUGGUUUGUGGAGACGGAGGGGGCCGUCAAGGCCUACCUGUGGGACAACAACCAGAUGGUGGUGCAGUGGCUGGAGGAACACUGGCAGGUGGGCGAUGGCCUGCGCUCCACCAUCCGCGAGAACAUCAAGUACCUCAAGCGAGACUCUGUCCUCAAGACCAUCCGAGGCCUGGUUCAGGAAAACCCCGAGGUGGCCGUGGACUGCAUAGUAUACAUGAGCCAGCACAUCAGCCCGGCUGAGCGGGCCCAAGUCGCUCACCUCCUGUCCACCAUGGACGGCCCGGCCUCCACCUGACCCCGGCCCCCCGGCCACUCGCAGGACCACGGGCAAGAAGCUGACUGCUGGCCCCCACCAGGACCUUGGGAUUUGCCUUUAAAAAAAAUUCCUGGGCAUUUCUGCAGGGCUGCUGCCCCCCACUCACUCCUGUCUCAAUAAAAUCUCAGGAGUGCCCCU
Molecule: messenger RNA, 7655 nt
Organism: Ceratotherium simum simum (southern white rhinoceros)
Lineage: Eukaryota; Metazoa; Chordata; Mammalia; Perissodactyla; Rhinocerotidae
Source: RefSeq, a predicted model, not a curated record